UCAUUGAUAUAUCACAGAGAAAAAAAUCGUAUCCUGACUACAGUUUGUGUGGGUCGAAAAUUUGUCUGACAAAAUCAUUUGAAUGAAAUUGUAAAAUUGUGUGAAUAGAAUCGGGCAAAUCGAAUUUAAACCACAGCACCGUGCAGUCAGUGAUAGAAACGUGUACAAUAAAUCAAUCAAUAUGAAAUUAUCAAUAAAACGAUACUCGACAAUGUUGUUCUUUCAAUUUGCAUUCCUGUUAAUCGAUUUGGCAAUAAAUAGUUUUUCGUAUAUUGCCCGUGGCAAUAAAUUGUCGCUCGUUUUUGUGUUUCUUGCUCAGGAUAUAUGUCUGAUACUAUCAUUUGCAACGCUAGUAUUCGGAUUGUAUUCAACGUAUGUGUACCAAACGGGUCUGGCCAAUUUGCUCUACUCGAAAUUUCGCGGACCCUUCUGGGCAUUGACCAUUUAUUUCCUAUUGUCGGUGUCGCAUCACGUUUGGAUUGUGUUCAAUUAUGAACGGAUGCCGUACUCAUUUCAAUGGCCGACCCCAUUGACUGCAUUGUUCAUCAUACAACGGUUGUUCUCACCGGUUUACUAUUACCUCUACAAGAGAUCGGCGCUGAGGCUGAGUGAUCCCAGAUUUUACGAGAACAUGGAAUGGAUCAACGAACGUCUGUCGAUAAAAUAAUUUUUUUUUUUUUGGUUUUUUCGACGAACCUAACUGUGUAAAUAUCAUCAUUAAAGUAGAAACAUGUUGAACAUAAAGUGAUGUUUAGA
Molecule: messenger RNA, 756 nt
Organism: Bradysia coprophila
Lineage: Eukaryota; Metazoa; Arthropoda; Insecta; Diptera; Sciaridae
Product: transmembrane protein 138
Cellular component (GO): cilium
Source: RefSeq, a predicted model, not a curated record